AUGGACGGUGGUCAUCCGUCGGCCUGUGUGUUGAUGGAUCGUAGUGGUGGGUUGGUUACUCUGCCCUAUGACUUGACUCAGUCCUUCUGUCGCUUUGUAGCGCGUAAUAAGAUCACUAAGCUGAAGCGCUACUUCUUGGGCCAGGUCUUCCGUGAAGACCAG
Molecule: messenger RNA, 162 nt
Organism: Sphaeroforma arctica JP610
Lineage: Eukaryota; Ichthyosporea; Ichthyophonida
Exons: 1
Source: RefSeq, a predicted model, not a curated record